Protobothrops mucrosquamatus (brown spotted pit viper) is the source of this 621-nucleotide messenger RNA. RefSeq names its product F-box/WD repeat-containing protein 7-like. The transcript is spliced from 2 exons. Lineage: Eukaryota; Metazoa; Chordata; Lepidosauria; Squamata; Viperidae. Bases 61 to 621 code for a protein of 186 amino acids. The record is from RefSeq and is a predicted model, not a curated record.
ACGUUUGCAUCUUCAGAUAGUUUAGGGAAGGUCCAAGAAGUAGCAAACUGGCUUUUGGAAAUGAAUCAGGAACUCAUAUCUGUUGGCAGCAAGAGACGACGAACUGGUGGUUCUAUUCGAGGUAAUACAUCAAGCCAAGUGGAUGAAGAGCAGAUGAAUCGAGUUGUGGAGGAGGAACAACAGUUACGACAACAAGAUGAAGUUGUUGCAAGAAAUGGGGAAAUUGGUGAAGGCCAACCUGGACUGUGUCAUAGAAAUGAAUCUCAAUUGGAAGAAAACAACAACAGAUUUAUUGAAGUAGAUGAAGAAUAUUCUGGCAACCAAGAAGAGGAGGAAGAAGAUGAACAUACUGGCAUACCAGAGGAAGAGGAGGACAUGGAGGAGGAAGAAGAAAUGGAUCAAGAUAGUGAUGAUUUUGAUCAAUCUGAUGAAAGCAGCAGAGAUGAGCAAACUAAUUGUAAUAAUAUCAUAAAUUCAAAUGGUAAUAUGGACUUAGCAAUACAUCAGCAGUCAUCGCCAUUCUAUAUUAAAUCUAAGAUCCUUGAAAAGUGCUAUCCUAUCCCAUCUCAGUCUUUACUUAUGAAGGUGAAAUGCCCAAUUUCCAUCAAGGUCUUUGUAUAA